This is a messenger RNA of Empidonax traillii (willow flycatcher), 4686 nucleotides long. It is a transcript of the gene ZBTB2, whose product is annotated as zinc finger and BTB domain containing 2. The coding region runs from base 171 to 1778 and encodes 535 amino acids. The record is from RefSeq and is a predicted model, not a curated record. Lineage: Eukaryota; Metazoa; Chordata; Aves; Passeriformes; Tyrannidae. Gene Ontology annotation, cellular component: nucleus. Gene Ontology annotation, molecular function: RNA polymerase II cis-regulatory region sequence-specific DNA binding; DNA-binding transcription factor activity, RNA polymerase II-specific; protein binding. The transcript has 3 exons. Gene Ontology annotation, biological process: regulation of transcription by RNA polymerase II.
CUGUUCUCUGACGGCCCGCCCGGCCGCCCCCUCCCCGGCCGCUUCCUCGCCUGCGCUACUCCUUCCUCGGCGCUCCAGGCCUGUUCCUCUUCUCCCGCUGUGCGGUACCGGCGCUUUCCCGGCCUCAUCCUGGCCUUGUUCCCACCCCUUUUCCCCGCGGGGUCUCCAAGAUGAACACACGCUUCCCAAAAGGGUUCGCCCCGGCGUGGCUUCCCACGCUGAACGGGUUAGAGUGUAAAAAAAUGGAUUUGGCCAACCAUGGACUUAUUCUGCUGCAGCAACUAAAUGCUCAGAGAGAGUUUGGUUUCCUGUGUGACUGCACAGUUGCCAUUGGUGAUGUCUACUUCAAGGCACACAAAUCAGUCCUCGCUUCUUUCUCCAACUACUUCAAGAUGUUGUUUGUUCAUCAAACCAGUGAAUGUGUCCGUUUGAAAGCGACUGACAUACAGCCAGAUAUCUUCAGUUAUCUCUUGCAUUUGAUGUACACUGGGAAGAUGGCACCACAACUCAUUGACCCAGUUCGACUAGAACAAGGAAUAAAGUUUCUGCAUGCAUAUCCACUAAUUCAAGAGGCCAGCCUUGCAAGUCAGGGAACUUUUUCUCACCCGGAUCAAGUUUUUCCAUUAGCAUCUUCAUUAUAUGGCAUUCAGAUUGCAGAUCACCAGAUAAGACAUCCCACUAAGGUUACAUCAGCAACUGACAAACUUGGGCGAGAACCAAGGCCACAGACGUCGCGGAUGAACCAAGAGCAGGUUUCUGAAGGCUCACAGCUCUCGCAGUUGGCUACAACUCUGCCACAAGUGACCCGAACAAAUAUGUCCACUUCUGACCCACUGCCAUCUUCUUUAUCUCCAGAACUGGUAUCUGCUGCUGGUAAUAAUUCACCUGCAGGAGAAGAGGCCAACAUGGAAGCAUCUUCUUCUGAUGAGCAGCCUGCCUCACUCACAAUAGCACAUGUCAAGCCAAGCAUUAUGAAAAGGAACGGAAGCUUCCCAAAAUACUAUGCCUGUCACCUCUGCGGUCGCCGGUUCAAUUUACGAAGCAGUUUGCGUGAGCACCUGCAAAUCCACACAGGAGUUCCCUUCACAUCCAGCCAGCAGGGAGAAAGUAAUAUUUCUUUGUCUCUCUGUAACAACACGGCUGAUAAAGAUGCCAUGGAAGUGCCUGAAGCAGGGAUGAUUAGUGACAGUGAGUUGCAGCAGAUCUCAGACUCCCCAAUAAUUGAUGGGCAGCAGCAGUCAGAGACACCUCCCCCCUCUGAUAUCGCAGACAUUGACAACUUGGAGCAGGCAGAUCAAGAGAGGGAGGUAAAGAGACGGAAAUAUGAAUGUUCCAUCUGCGGUCGCAAAUUUAUUCAGAAAAGCCACUGGAGGGAGCACAUGUACAUACACACAGGCAAGCCCUUCAAGUGUAGCACUUGUGACAAAAGCUUUUGUAGGGCUAACCAGGCUGCCAGACACGUGUGCCUAAACCAGAGCAUGGACACGUACACGAUGGUGGAUAAACAGACUCUGGAACUCUGUACUUUUGAGGAAGGCAGUCAAAUGGACAACAUGUUAGUACAGACCAACAAGCCCUACAAAUGUAACUUGUGUGACAAAACGUUUUCAACUCCCAAUGAAGUAGUCAAGCAUUCGUGCCAAAAUCAGAACUCUGUCUUUACACUAGAAGAAGAUCGCUCCAUUCUGCUAGGUGGUGGGGACACAGAAGCCACAGAGACUGAUAACGCAGUGUUAGCCUCCAUCAAAAAGGAGCAAGAAGCAGUGUUGUUAGACUGAAUGUGAAACCUAUAUCAAUUUUUUAAAGUUUCUUUACUCAUUUUUUAUUAAAACGAUUUUUUCCUUCCCUUACCUCUUACCUCACUUACCCCUUCCAUCUUUUCCACCAACAUCCUUCCCACCCUUUGUCUUCAGCAACCAGAACUGUACUGGCACAGUAGGAAAUUGGACUUUGCCUCUCCCACCAAAACAAACAAAAAGCUCUUGCAUCAAACCACAACAAAAUUGAUUUUAAUACAAAGGAACAUGUGAAAAAUAAUCCAUCUAACUAUGUUGAUAGUAUUAGUUAAUCCAAAUUUAAUAGAUUUUAAAUUAAAUUUAGAUUGCUUAAAAGUGUAUUUAGAUACAGUGAUAAGUGUAACGAGAAACAGAGUUAUCAGUUUGGUAAGCGAAGGAUAUAUGUAUUUUAGUUUCCCUGGUAGAAGGCAUUUUGAGAUCUGGCAAUAUAAACACCGUGCUUUUUAUAAGUCCACAUGCAGGUCGAUUAAGGUUAUAACCUAAAGCCCUCAGAACUUUCCUCAAGGAGUGCAAAAAUCUCUGUUCAUUGAGUUAAAAAGAGCUGAAGGUGUUGGGUUUCUUUUAGCCAUAUAUUUUCCCUGAAGUAUGCCUUUGGGUAUCUGGUUUGGAGUCAAGCAACGCAUCUACUUAGUCAAAUUUUGACUUAAGUAGCUAUAAUAGUAACGUGAUGGCAAUCUUUAUAUAUAUAAAUACUGUAUAUGUAUAAAGAUAUAUAUAUAUAUAAAGUGUUUAUGUGUAUAUUCGGUACAGGUAAAUAAAUGCACACAUCCUUUUUAAGUCAGUGGCCACCUACGCUCAGAUUCGGCCUGGAAUGUCUUUUAGUCAUUUGGCAAAACUAGUCAUUGCACAGGUUAGUUUUAACCAAAUUUAAAAUGUCCUGGGCUGUGUGCAUUUUUAUUGACCUGUUGAAGAGAAGCUAAUAGGUAAGUGUUGUCACCCAAGCUACCAAGGAAACUAGAGAAGUGACAUACUGGUGAGCACUGCACCAUCAUUAGUGCAGCACGUGCAUGUGGUGUUAGCUAUAAGUUUGAGUCAUUCUGGAUGAAAGGAGAGAGAAAAGCUUUAUUCCCUUACUCUGGCAAGGAAUGUCCAUGAUUUCAUUUGGUCUAAUGGCAUGAUUUAAGAGGGAGAAAAGACGGUGUUCUAGCAACAGGUGAUCAUGGUUGUUUUAAAGUGAAUCUGUAGUGCUGGCUGGCAAAUUCUGCUCUGUGAGAGCCCUGUUAUUUUGAAAGCCAAGACGAAGUCUGCAAAAAGUGAGAGGAUGAAUUCCGUACUUUUAGUUACUGCUGAUGGUCGCACUGCAUCUUUGUGUUAAAAAUCAAGUGGUUGAUUUUUUAUUAUUUUAUAUAGAUGCCCAGAUUUUUUGCUGGUAGCCUAAAAACCUACACUGACAGCAGCAGUGAAGCCCACCGAGCAAUUACUGGGCCAACAGAAGGUGUAAGUGGACAGAAAAAGUGCCCCAUCAUAAAUGGAGACAGUGUGUGUUUUGGGGGGAGGGGUGGGAGAGGGCAAGUCACAAACCACAGCUCUUCUCUGUGUAUAUGUUUAAACUGAAUAUCAUCUUUUUGUGUAUAGUUAAGUUCUCAGAUUUGUAAGUUUUUAUACAUUAUUUCAUUGAAUAAAAACUGAAUUAAAUGGGAUAUGAUUUAUUGAGUUGAAGGUGAAAGGUUGUUGGUUUUCGAUCUUCCUGGAUGAGCUCUUGCUGAAGUGGUUUAAAAGCCAAGUGAAGUAUUCUGUUUAUCAUCCUACAGAUGAACAAAUAGCUUGCUAAAACUUAAAACGGUGGAUUUAGCACGAAAAGUCACUACGUACUAGAUUUUUUUCCAGUUUAUUAUAACAUGACAACUAUGAUACAGGAAGUGAUAUUGAUUAUCUCCCUUGUAUUAGAGUAAUAGAUUUUAAAUCAAUUGAUUUUACUUCAAAGUAUGGAAAUGUUUUGAAGUAAAAAAAAAUAUAACAUCUUACAGAGUUAUUUUAGAGUUGCCCAUUUUAAAACUUUUUUAAAAUCUUCAUCUACCCAUAUAAGUUCUUUAAAAACACUUUUUAUUGCACCUUACUUAGUCUGAAAUGCUCUCAGAAUAGAAAACCAGAAGAAUAAAUCUUUCCUAAUUCAGGUUAAGGUUGGCUUUUGAGUUGUCUGUGGUUUAGGGGCUAGUCACAAGUUCAUUUCCAAAAUGGCUGUAGCUGCUCAAGGUGCUGCCACCUCAGUUGUUAGUUACUGCUUAAUCAGAUGCGCUUUUUUUUUUUUUUCUCCUUCUUUUUUUUUGUUUUCCCUAGAGCUCCAGCUCUGCUCCAUGGCACAGUACAACAGUUUAGCUCAGCUCCCCAGGUGGCUCGUUCUAUUGGGGGUACAUGUGGCUACACCAUUUUUCGUGAGACAUUCAUCAGCCCGUUACCUUAUUCCUGCUCUCACCAAUCCUUGUCCACUGUUUGGAGGUCAUUGCAUUUGAAUGGGUUCAAGUGAAAAACAACUAGUCCUAAAAAAUGCUAUUUUUCUGUCAAAUAUCUUCCCUAUUUUAGCUCUGCUAAAGGUUUUGAGCAACUAAUGGAUUGUGCAAGGGCAGAGAUGAACAGGGAAGAGGCUUACUGAAGCCAGUGUGGCUGCUGGCAACAUCCAGGAUGUAGAAGGUUGGAAGUGGUGACUCCCGCUUGGGCAGGUCCCUCAUCUGGUGGGCAGUGUGGCCUUGCAGCCGUUGUACUGCCCAGAAAGAAGGAUCAGGGUAGGGCAGGGAACAAGCAGCCAGGGAAAUAGUUGUUUAUGACAGUACUGCUGCAAGGAACGUGAAUUUGCAGGCCCAGCAGAGAUACUUUCAACCUGUUAAUAUUUAUUCUUAAGAAAUAACACUGUCGGGUAAAAAGAAAAUUGCAAUAAAGAGACUGUUUUAAUAUG